AUGAGUGGUGAGGCUCCUAUUCGGGUGGCCGUGGUCGGAACCGGAUUGGCAGGUCUCACCACGGCAUAUCUUCUGCAGAGUGACGAAAAGCAAAGAUAUACAGUCACGCUCUUUGAACAAGCGGAAACUCUUUCAUUCGACUCUGCAUCGGUUGCGGUCCGAGAUGAACGAUCUGGCGUCGUCGAGCGGAUUGACCUUCCAAUGCGCGCUCUCGCAGGAGGAUAUUACACCAAUGUGAUGCGCAUGUAUGAUCAUCUGGGAAUCUCCUAUCACCCUAUCCGUUUUCUGUUCUCAUUUGCGAAAACGGUGCCACGACAGAUUAGCACAUCAACCAGCAAGCUCCAUGGACAUGGUGGCUCCGAGGGCGCGGGCGGAGUGCAAGGAGAGUAUUUCGUUCACGCUUCAAAUCUGCAUCAAAUUCCUCCCUGGCCAGGAAGCCGCGGGGUUAUGGCGCAUUUCGUUGAGAUUGUGUACCUGAUCGUGUGCCAGUUUUGGUUCACGCUCGCUUGCUUUUUGGUACAGCCCUUUACUGAGCCUGAUGGAGGGGAGACACUUGAAGCAUAUCUGGAAAGAAUUUGGCUGCCGCGGCGAUAUGCAGCUCAUUACCUGUUGCCGCUCAUCAGCAGUGUGUCUACAUGCUCCCAUGCCGAGCUUUUGAGAUUUCCAGCAAGCGACGUGGUCAACUAUAAGAAGCUCACACACCGUCAGCAACAUUACACUGUCUGUGGAGGUGUCCAUCAGGUGGAAUCGACGCUGGCAAGCGAGAUGCAAGACGUUCGACUGGGAGCUCGUGUUGUGGGGAUAACGCCAGUAGCAAAUGGAAGAGUUAAGAUCAGUUGGCAAUCGACAAGAAACGGAGUAGCAUCUCAGAUGCUGGAGGACGAAUUCGACCGGGUAAUUCUCGCCGUAUCACCGGAUGUUGCCGGGAAGGUAUUCGAACCGCUGCGCAAGACGCUGGAGAAGAUCCCAACGACACGCGUGGAAAGUUCAAUACUCCGCCCGGCUACUGCGACUGCGGCUGAUAGGUUUUCCGUUAUGGAGGAUGAGAGUAGCCACCCAAAGGCCUGCGCGCAUCAUCAGGGGAGCAAAAUGCCCUCUCAGGUGAUUUGCCUGAGAACUGACUUUGGCAAGGAAACUCGGACAGAGGCGCUGCAUACAAUGCCUGGGGGAACAGUAGUGAGCACUUGUACAUUGAAUCCUGCAGAAGAGAUGAAAAGGCAGCUGCGAACAGCUAGGUUCACCCGAACCCUAAGAACAACCGAGAGCAGGGCGGUAGUCCAGAGGAUUAUGGGAGACGAAACGAAGUCGAAGAAGAGGGCGGAUCGAAAUGACAUUUACGAUGUUGACCACUGGAAGCUCAAUGUGAAGGUUCCAUUUACCACAAUGUGGAUGAACAUGGGUUAUUGGAUAACUACCGAUGGGCAGCCGAUCAAAGACUUCCAGCAAGCUUGCCGCACUCUUCUUCACGAAGUACUUGCUGAUUCUGGUAUAUUGGAAAGAGACGUCAAACCAAAACUUUCCAUUCUUGACCUCGGUAUUGGCUGCGGUGACCAGUCCCUCGAGCUUGCUCGUCUUGCAAACCAGAGCGGUUAUCAUGGUUAUGACUACGUAGGCCUUACUCUGAACGAAAGUCAGUUUCGCCUGGCUUCCAAAAGGCUGUCUGUGGCGCUUCAGGAUUCGGACUCUGCAGUCGGCUCCGUCAAAGUCUUUCAAGCUGAUGCUGCGAGACCUGGUACUUGGGCUCCACCUAUAAACGAGGCCGUUCAGUCUCUGAAAGGAAGCCGUAGUACUGAUAGUGAGAGAUGGGUGCUUGGGCUCGACAGCUUGUAUCAUUUUUCUCCAUCCAGGAGCCCAAUCUUCAAGUAUGCGGCAAAAGAUUUAGACGCUUCGUUCAUGGCGUUUGACUUGAUGUUGAACGAAAACGCAUCUUUCAAAAAUAGGCUCUUUGUCAAAAUCAUUAGUCUGGCCAUGAAAUGUCCUAGGGACACUUUUGUUACAAAGGAACAAUACCAAAGCCAACUCAAGGAGGCAGGAUACGAUGAGAAGCAUGUCCAAAUUCGAGAUAUCACGGAUCAUGUUUUUAGUGGCUUGGUCAACUACAUAAGUCAACAAGACCAUGAGCUGCGACCAUACGGCAUCUCAGUUGGAAAGUUCAAGGUUGCCGGCAAGAUGUUUCGAUGGUUCGCCAAGUCGAAGGUGCUAAAGGCCGUGAUUAUAGUGGCACGAAAGAAACCCAAGAUGACAUAG
Molecule: messenger RNA, 2247 nt
Organism: Colletotrichum truncatum
Lineage: Eukaryota; Fungi; Ascomycota; Sordariomycetes; Glomerellales; Glomerellaceae
Molecular function (GO): oxidoreductase activity
Source: RefSeq, a predicted model, not a curated record